Molecule: messenger RNA, 877 nt
Organism: Abrus precatorius (Indian licorice)
Lineage: Eukaryota; Viridiplantae; Streptophyta; Magnoliopsida; Fabales; Fabaceae
Product: floral homeotic protein AGAMOUS-like
Exons: 8
Coding region: 152-877 (241 amino acids)
Biological process (GO): positive regulation of transcription by RNA polymerase II
Cellular component (GO): nucleus
Molecular function (GO): DNA-binding transcription factor activity, RNA polymerase II-specific; RNA polymerase II cis-regulatory region sequence-specific DNA binding; protein dimerization activity
Source: RefSeq, a predicted model, not a curated record
CACUUUGCUUCCACUUUCUGGUAUCUCCUGCCUGUUCUUCUAAGUGGAAAAGAAGAGAGAAAAAUUUAUAUAUAAGUACAUCAAAGGGUGAAACCUGUUCUCCUGUGCUUAGUACAACUUCUCCAUUUUGUUUCCUCACCAGCUCGCAACCAUGGCUUUUCCAAACCAAUCCAUGUCAUCAGUUUCACCACAGAGAAGGAUGGGAAGGGGAAAGAUUGAGAUCAAGCGGAUUGAGAACACCACCAAUCGUCAAGUAACCUUCUGCAAGCGCAGAAAUGGCUUGCUCAAGAAGGCAUAUGAGUUAUCUGUUCUUUGUGAUGCAGAGGUUGCUCUAAUAGUCUUUUCAAGCCGUGGCCGCCUCUAUGAAUAUGCAAAUAACAGCGUCAAAGCAUCAAUUGAGAGAUACAAGAAAGCAAGUUCAGAUUCAUCUAACGGCAAGUCCGCUUCUGAGGCUAAUGCUCAGUUUUAUCAGCAAGAAGCUGCCAAAUUGCGAGUGCAAAUCAGCAAUCUACAAAAUCACAACAGGCAAAUGAUGGGUGAGACUUUGAGUAAUAUUAAUGCCAAGGACCUCAAAAACCUGGAGACUAAAUUAGAAAAAGGAAUUAGCAGAAUUCGUUCUAAAAAGAAUGAGUUGCUAUUUGCAGAAAUUGAGUACAUGCAAAAGAGGGAGAUAGACUUGCAGAAUAAUAACCAGCUUCUUAGAGCAAAGAUAGCAGAAAGUGAGAGGAGCCACCACAACGAUAACGUGUUACCUGGAGGCACAAACUAUGAAUCCAUGCAAUCUCAGUUUGACUCUCGUGGCUACUUCCAAGUUACUGGAUUACAACCCAAUAAUCACUAUGCCAGGCAAGACCACACGUCCCUUCAAUUUGUGUAA